Molecule: messenger RNA, 1119 nt
Organism: Penicillium pulvis
Lineage: Eukaryota; Fungi; Ascomycota; Eurotiomycetes; Eurotiales; Aspergillaceae
Product: 60S ribosomal protein uL4
Exons: 3
Coding region: 1-1119 (372 amino acids)
Biological process (GO): translation
Cellular component (GO): ribosome; cytosolic large ribosomal subunit
Molecular function (GO): RNA binding; structural constituent of ribosome
Source: RefSeq, a predicted model, not a curated record
AUGGCCACUCGCCCGACCGUCUCGAUCGCUACGGCUGAGGGUAAGCCCUCUGGGGCUACCCAGACCCUUCCCUCGGUCUUCUCUGCUCCUAUCCGUCCGGAUAUUGUCCAGCAGGUCCACACCGGCAUGGCCAAGAACAAGCGCCAGCCCUACGCCGUCAGCGAGAAGGCUGGUGAGCAGACCUCUGCUGAGUCCUGGGGUACCGGUCGUGCUGUCGCUCGUAUUCCCCGUGUUUCUGGUGGUGGUACUCACCGUGCCGGUCAGGCUGCCUUCGGUAACAUGUGCCGUUCCGGUCGUAUGUUCGCUCCCACCAAGGUCUGGCGCAAGUGGCACCAGAAGAUCAACCUGAACCAGAAGCGUUUCGCUACUGCUUCCGCCCUGGCUGCUUCUUCCGUCCCUGCCCUCCUCUUCGCCCGUGGUCACCGCGUCGGCAAGGUCGCCGAGGUUCCCCUCGUCGUUGAGUCCAAGACCUUCGCCGGUGCUGCCCUGACCAAGACCAAGGCUGCUAUCGCCCUUCUCCAGGCUCUCGGUGCCGGUGAGGAGCUCGUCAAGGUCUCCAAGUCCCGCAAGCUCCGUGCCGGUAAGGGUAAGCUGCGUAACCGCCGCUUCCGCCAGCGCCGUGGUCCCCUCGUUGUCUACAACCCCGAGACCGAUGGCAAGGAGCUUGUCCGUGCUUUCCGCAACAUCCCCGGUGUUGAGACCUCCUCCGUCUUCUCCCUCAACCUCCUCCAGCUCGCCCCUGGUGGUCACCUCGGUCGUUUCCUCGUCUGGACCUCCUCCGCUUUCGAGGCUCUUGACCAGGUCUACGGUUCCACCACCACCCCCUCGGCUCUCAAGAAGGACUAUCUCCUGCCCUCCAACCUUGUUGCCAACUCUGACAUCACCCGUCUUAUCAACUCCUCUGAAAUCCAGGCCGUUGUCAAGGCUCCCAAGGGUGAGGCCCGCACCAAGCGUGUCAACGUCCAGAAGAAGAACCCUCUGCGCAACAAGCAGGUUAUGCUCCGUCUUAACCCCUACGCCUCUGCUUACUCCAAGCAGAAGCUCGGUCAGCAGAGCGUUGAGGGUGGCAAGCCCGCUCGCGCUGGUGAGACUUUCCUCAACACUCUGUCUGAGGAGUAA